Molecule: messenger RNA, 1062 nt
Organism: Helianthus annuus (common sunflower)
Lineage: Eukaryota; Viridiplantae; Streptophyta; Magnoliopsida; Asterales; Asteraceae
Product: GPI-anchored protein LLG1
Exons: 3
Coding region: 26-763 (245 amino acids)
Source: RefSeq, a predicted model, not a curated record
UACAAAAGUGUCAUUUUGAACGAAAAUGACAAACGUGCCCAAACCUCAGGGACGAUUUUGGCAAUUAACUCAAAAAUUUAAUUUCCCAAAAAUCAAUAAUUUGGGUGAAUCCGUGACACCGCGUGAACACUAUACUACUACCUUUGCUGGAUCCGGUUGUCCUUUGCUAGGUUGUCUCCUCUCCUACUUUCUCUCUCUUUCUCCCUCUGCUGCAUGGUUGAAGAACAGAACAGAACAGAACAAUUGUGUUCCUUCUUCAAGUAUGAAGAUUGUGAUCUCGAUUCUCCUUUUGCUAUGUUGCAUCUCCACUUGUUUCUCCUCUCCGGUUUCCGUUUCAGAUGGUGUCCUCAACUCUGAUGUUUCAAUCGGACGAAAUCUUCUUCAGGCCAAGAAACCUUGCCCAGUAAACUUUGAGUUCAUGAAUUAUACUAUCAUCACAAGUCGUUGCAAAGGACCUCGAUACCCUGCUGAUAUUUGUUGUCAAGCUUUCAAAGACUUUGCUUGCCCUUAUUCUGAUGACCUAAACGACUUGUCCAAUGAGUGUUCAUCAACAAUGUUCAGCUACAUCAACCUCUACGGAAGCUACCCACCUGGCCUCUUUUCUAGUCUGUGUCGGGAUGACAAAGUUGGUCUCAUCUGCCCUGCUUUAGCACCAGGAGCAGGCAAGAACAGUGUCGCGGCUGAUUCAAACAACGGCAACCACAUCCAUAGUCCUAUUAUAUUGACGUUGGUUGUGGGAUACCUGAUAUUCAUGUUCUUGUGAAGUUACUGGGUCAAGAUCGAUUAUCCACGUUGUAAGCUGCUAUGUGUUUCAAAUAUUAUAACUUUAACCACGCGUAUUUGAUGGUACCCUCAUGAAAUUCUUUCACCUUCUUGUAUGAUUGUUAUUUAGCUAAUCUAUACAGGAAAACAUAUUUUUUAUAACAAACUUGUGUAAGAGGGUUUGUUCCGCAUCUGUAUUUGCAGUUUUCUUGUGUUGUUGUCUUGGUGUUCUGUAAUCAAUCACGCUAUCAGUGUCGUCAGACCUGUUCUAUGACAAAGUCUCCUUUGUGGUUUUGAUGA